AUGGGUGAUGGGUCGCCAAUGGUAGCUACAUUGCGUCGCUGGGUCGCCGGAGGGUCUCGAUGGGAGAGGGUUUAUAUGAGAAGAGAGAGAUUAGAUUCGGUGCUCUCAGGAUUCCGGCUCUCUCUCAUAUGCUUGAAUGUGGUGGAGAUCUCAAAGGAUACUCGGAGGUGGUCUCUCACAUUGAAAAUGCAAGAGUAUGUUCAGAUGUUUGGCUACAUUUGCCAACGCCUCUGUUCAGAUUCCUUGCCUGAUAGGUACUCACCGUGA
Molecule: messenger RNA, 267 nt
Organism: Ilex paraguariensis (yerba mate)
Lineage: Eukaryota; Viridiplantae; Streptophyta; Magnoliopsida; Aquifoliales; Aquifoliaceae
Source: the annotation of a GenBank genome assembly